Cyclocybe aegerita is the source of this 1065-nucleotide messenger RNA. Lineage: Eukaryota; Fungi; Basidiomycota; Agaricomycetes; Agaricales; Hemipholiotaceae. The record is from the annotation of a GenBank genome assembly.
AUGUUACACGGCAGACUGAGCGUGUUCGUUCGACCCGCCGUUUUCAAGCGCCAGUUUGCGAGCUUUUCACCGACCAAUGCCUCGUUCAACAUUCCCGUUAUCAACUUUGCCAAGUAUCGUUUAGCCUCUUCCGCUGAGGAGAAGAAGAGAACAGCCGACGAGAUAGUGUCAGCCUUCAAGGAGAGUGGUUUCAUUUACCUCUCGAACCACGGAAUAUCUUCUCAUGAGGUCAAAAGCACGUUCCAAAAGAGUGCAGAGUUCUUCAAAUUGCCCUCUGAAACCAAGGACAAACUCGCCUGGGAGGAUCCUCGUUCCAACCGUGGUUAUGUUGCUAUUGGUCGAGAACGUGUCACCCAGUCUGCCGAUCCAAAGGAAAUCGCGGCACUCCGAGAGAAGGCACCAGAUUUCAAGGAGACCAUGGAAAUUGGGCGGGAUUGGGACUCCGAGUGGAAGAAUCAAUGGCCUGCAGAGACAGUAGCCCCAGGCUUCAAGCAGAGGAUGUUGGACUUCUACGAGACUUGCCACGAACUCCAUGUUCACGUCAUGCGUUCGAUUGCCCUUGGGCUCGACCUUGGCGAACACUUCUUCGACAACAAGAUAGAUGAAAAAUGUCAUAAUCUGCGGCUGCUGUCUUAUCCUCCUGUCAAAACCAAUCUGCUCAAGAAUGAGGGUCAAGCGAGGGCUGGUGCUCACAGUGACUACGGCACAUUGACUCUUCUCUUCCAAGACACUGUCGGUGGAUUGGAAGUUCAAAAUCCACACACUGGCGAAUUUGUCCCGGCAACCCCAAUAGAGGACACUAUUGUCAUCAACGUGGGCGACCUUUUGGCGCGGUGGAGUAACGACGUUUUGAGAUCCACUCUACAUAGAGUGGUCGCACCUCCUGCCGAAAAGAUUAGCGAAAGCGAAGGUCUUACACCUGCUCGCCAAUCGAUUGCUUUCUUCUGCAACCCCAACUUUUCUGCCGAGGUCGCAUGCUUGCCCAACUGUGGAGACGUCGCAAAGUACCCUCCUAUCAAUACAGGAGACUACAUCGUUGGACGAUUGGCCGUGACCUACACAUGA